Molecule: messenger RNA, 1276 nt
Organism: Physella acuta
Lineage: Eukaryota; Metazoa; Mollusca; Gastropoda; Physidae
Source: RefSeq, a predicted model, not a curated record
UAAGGAUUAGAUCUAUAUCCAGUUUCUAUUGACUUGUGUUGGAUGUGGAUUUUAGCUGGAUGUUUUUAAAUGGUUGUGAUGUUUCUUCAGCGGCUGUUGGUGACAGCCGUGGUUGUACAGUUGUGACAUACAUCAGCGGCUGUUCCUGACACUUGUGUCAACCAGUUGUGACAGACCUCAGCGGUUGUACUCUGGCCUUUGAUGGGGUCCAACUGUUCCAGAAUCGUCGCCAAAAAUCUGAAAGACGAGCUAUGGUCCUACACGGCUCUGUCCGGGCUGCUCUUCCUCCACAUCGGCAUUGUCCUCAUGGUGUACGCCCUCAAGCGAGCCACGCCCCACUCGACGGUCCUCAAGGCAUUCGGCAUAGGCCUCAUCGUCCUGGGGGUCAUGGCCACCCUGGCCUCCUGGUACGCUCACAGACAGCACCGUCUGCAGCGGGACCUCUGCCUGUGCUGCGUCUGCUGUUCGCGGCACAAAGGACGGUCGGUCGGCGCCGACCUUGGGGCGGGGGAGGGCGUGGACAGCGGGCACUCGCGGAAAGGAGGUCACGUGACGGGCAAAUCUAAAGACAAAAAAUCUCCGUCCGUGCCUGACAAUACGAUCAAACUUUUCUCGGCGCCGGAGUUUCAGAGGUACGCCGAGUUUAUCAACGGGACCACGGCUGGUGUCCAGCCUAAGACGGCCAGACGUGAGUCACAUCGCCAGAAGACGGCCGUCCAUCCCCAGCGACCACAGGCUCUUCCACAGACAGAGCUUCAUGUUAACCCAAGGACGUUACAGAGGGAUCAUCCCCGCGCUCAACUACCAGCUGUUGCCAGUCCCAUUUUGUUAAAACUUUCCCACUGAGUGAAGCGACGUCAUUUCCUGGCAUCACAGCGCCACUAGUUAGAGCCUCAUCGAAGAAGUAGCGGGCCACUGAACGAGCAUACGGACUAUCAGUUUAUGUGGAGUUACAAUCUCGAAUGGCAAGUCCAACAGUUACGCCACCCGCUCUGGACCUAGAUCCAGACUAUGUUGUGCCAGAUAAAAAAGAUACUGUUUUAAGACAACUCAAGUUUUAUUUGGCCCAUUCUUCAGUGAAUCUGUACAGAUAUUUAUUUUUUUAAAUUCUCCUAAUUCCGAGUAAAAUUUAGACCUACUCUAUACCAUUAUCAUUAAUAAUUGUUAAAUUAAUAUUCACAAGAACGCCAUUGAAACCACCGUAACAAUGUUUCUUGUGCUGUAAAUCGGCAAGCCUUCCAACGGCGUAACUACAUUUUGUUACGCUCAUGCCACC